ACAGGAGUUAUUCCAAGACCCCCUGAACUUGAGGAUGUGUAGCCUCGUGGGCAGUGUGCCUGCAGAAGGCCUGAUGCAGACCUUUGAGGGGACCUAUUCUCUGUUCCAGCAGCCCCAUCUCUGGGGUGUGUUUGGCUGGGGCACAGCCAGGGUCCGGAAUCCUAUGGGAUGUCAGUAAUGCCUCUGGUCGCACUUUUUAGAUUAAUCCGCAUGUGAACAGUCCCUACAUCUCAUACCCUUCUCACUUUUCACCUGAGAGAUGACUCAGGACCCAGUGGGCUGACAGCAUUAGGCUGAACCCAUACAUUUGGGUGGGUCAUACUUUGGGUGCCUGGUUAACCUACCAGUUAACCCUGUCACAUGCCAUAUUGUUGCUUUUGAACCUGUAUAUAUGCCUUAGCAGCCUGUGAGUAAAACACGCUUUAGAUGUGUGGGUUGACUAAACAUUUAUACCCAGGUGGUCAGCUGGAUAUGUUCUUGGCAGUGUUUUGGAAGUCAGAGUGCUUGGUAAAUGGAAGGCAUUUGGCUUAUUUAUAGAUUGAUAGAUUUUGGCAAAAGUUUUAACUCCACAGUCUGAGUUACACUGCAAAGCCAGUCCAUUAACCACUCUUAGGCAGGCAUCAAAAAGAAGUAUUUUAGGCUGGGCGCAGUGGCUCAUACCUGUAAUCCCAGCACUUUGGGAGGCCAAGGUUGGCGGAUCACUUGGGGUCAGUAGUUUAAUACCAGCCUGGCUAACAUGGCAAAACUCCUUCUCUACUAAAAAUACAAAAAUUAGCCGGGUAUGGUGGCCGUCACCUGUGAUCCCAGCUACUCAGGAGGCUAAGGCAUCCUGAGAGGUACAGAUUGCAGUGAGUCAAGGUCACACCACUGCACUCCUCUGAGACCUUGUCAGAACAACUUUGUGCUUUCCAAAGAUAGAUUCAGACAAAUUCUGGUGUGGUUGUUACCAAGUCGUUCACAAAGGUGGAAGGUGGCAGGCUGUCUGCUCACUCAUGGUUGCACCCUCAGGCCUCACCUCAUGCUGGGCAUGCAGUCACGCUGGAAACCAUUAGGGUAGGGAUUUCCGGUGACUGUGGCUCUGGCGCCCUGGGGUUGGAGCCUUCAGACAACCAUCCAUCAGGGUACAUGUCCAGUUACUUGAGUGGGGUUGGGCACAGCUGAUUUGUUUUUUUUCCAUCAGCAUUGGCUCCUGGCCUACAUUUCAGUCCUUUCAGACGACCCCCCUGAGGAAAUGAAAAGUGAAGUGGUCAUGUAACCCGGAGUAAGGCAGGCUGGAGGAAGUGUGGGUCUGCGCAGAGCAGCAGUUAGAGUCAAGAUGGCUGAUCUGAAGACCGUGAAAUCAUCUCCACCAUAGUUGGUUUGGGCAACCUGUUAGACACGAAUCGAGGGACUGGACCUGUGUGUGUUGUGUGUAUUCUCAUAUGAGCAUAGUUAAAACCAUUCCUGCUGCUGUCACUUUGGUAUUCCUUCAGGUGGGCUUCACCUUGCUCUGAGCCUGGCUUUUGGGUUUUUGUUUUCCAUCUGGCACUUCCUUUGCUUUCAGGUGUUUGAGACCUGGAGGAGAGGAAGGCUAUGUUUCAUUGCAGUGCUUGUAGGCUAGAAGCAUGGUGUUGGCCUGCCUGUCCCCAUCCUGCUGUGGCAUUUGGGGGGCUGAACUGCAGUGCAGGGCCCUGCCAGGUUGUUGGAUUCCAAAACGGCCCCUUCAAAGGAGGCAGUAUUUUGAGGCUAUUUCUUGAAUGCCCAGGCUUUGGAAGGUGGGACCUCAAAAAAACAAUCUCAGUCCUCAGUCUGAGCUUGCCAGAUCCAGAAGAUUCUUUGGGAGAGUAGGCUGGGGCACAGCCCACAAAAGCUGUGGAGUGCAUGCCUUGGCAGUCUGUCGCGUGACCUGGCCCCAGCUCUAUGCCGCCCUCCACAUUUGUGUCCAUGUGGUGUGGCCAUAAACCAGAGGUCUUUUCACUUUUGCUGGCAGAGUAUGACUUAAACUUGAUAACAUUUGAAAACAGCCAGCGUCCUUAAUAUGGACCAGGAGUUCCAGCCCUAGUACCACAGGGGUGUCUGGGGGAAGGAGAGUGUUUGGCUGGGCCAGGCUAGAGGCAGAGGCCUGCUGUGUUUACCGGUGCCUCCAGGGGCCCGUGCCUAAGAGGCACUGAGAGCCCAGCUGGUCUGGCCUCUGUUCUCGACUAUAGUGUGUUCUGGAGGUUAGUGGCAGGACUGGAUUACUCGUCUGGUGGGCUGGACAGAUGCAUUUGUACUUCACCCCAUCACACCGUUAGCUUUUCAGGGUCUCCGUUAGCACCUGUUAUCUGGAUAUCUGGACUGGCUUCAUAAUGCACAUGAGCAUCUUUUGGGUGCUAACUGCUUCAUCUCUGAAGUUCUCAUUUUUCCCUCACUGACUGAUUCUUGAGGGGCACGCUGCAGGGUACCUGGCAUGGAGUAGGGCCCCAGGAUGCUGACCAGCUGUGAGAGGAGAGCGGUCACCUGCUCUUGCUCUGGCUUGCAGGGUCUCCUCACUACAGUGCUGAGGCCUGGCCUCUGUUUACCUUGGAGUCUAUGUUGAACUCAAGCAUCUGUAAUGAGAAGUCGUGGUACUGCUAACUGUUGCCCUGCCUUGCAAAGUGACCUUUGUCCUGCUGCUCAAGGUGUCUCCCUGUUUUUCUGUUAACAAAGCAAUCCUUAAUGGGAGUUGCCAGGGUCCAGGCUGGUAGUUCAGAAUUACACUCCUGUGCUAGGACAGGGUCACACUCUGGUUAGGUUCACUUAAUUCACCAUCUGCUUUUUUUUUUUUGAGACAGAAUCUUACUUCGUUACCCAGGCUGGAGUGUAGUGGUGCGAUCUUAGCUCACUGCAACCUCCACCUCCAGGGUUCAAGUGGUUCUCCUGCCUCAGCCUCCUGAGUAGCUGGAAUUACAGGUGCAUGCCACCAUGCCUGGGUAAUUUUUGUAUUUUUAGUAGAGAUGGGGUUUACCAUGUUGGUCAGGCUGGUCUCGAACUCCUGACCUCAUGAUUUGCCCACCUCGGCCUCCCAAAGUGCUGGGAUUACAUGUGUGAGCCACUGUGCCCGGCCACUAUCUGCUUUUUUUUUAAGACAAAGUAUCAUUCUGUCUCUCAGGCUGGAGUGCAAUGGUGCGAUCUCGGCUCAGGCUCACCGCAAUCUCUACCUCCUGGAUUCAAGCAAUAUUUCUGCCUCAGCCUUCUGAGUACAUAAGGUUACAAGCUCACACCACCAAGCCUGGUUAAUUUUUUGGUAUUUGUAGUAGAGGUGGGGUUUUACCAUGUUGGCCAGGCUGGUGUCGAAUGCCUGACCUCAAAUGAUCCGUCAGCCUCAGCCUCCCAAAGUGCUGGGAUUACAGGCUUGAACCACCAUACCCAGCUGCCAUUGGCUUUUGGCUGCUGAACUUGAGGGAUGUAAUUUGGCUUUCCUAGGGCUUAACUGAUACCCAAACAUGGACUGAGGAAAGCCCUAUCUGCAGCAGACCAGGAUUAUUGAGCUGUGGGGAAGAGUUGAGGUUAUUUGGUUGAUAGAAUGUCCUUUGUAUAAACAGACACCCUGGUGAUCUGCAUGUUACCAGGUUUUGGUUUGUUCUGAAUCUGAGACCCGGGGUCCAGGUUCUUUCAAAAUUUUCAUUCCCCUUGUAGUAGUACUUCUCAGACUUAACCUGUUGGCCAAGGACCAGGCUUGUAAUUUUUAAUCGUUUGCACACCAAAACUUGUCUGUAAUAAGGUCAAAAUGCUGCAGCAAUGCCAGAUAGCCGUCACAGCUACUCAGCACCUCCCUGCUGCCUUAUGGACUGAUGGCAGCUGAGGACCUGACUUUGAGCAACACGACUGGUAGAGUGUGGGGGUGCCUCUGGUGGGGGAGGUGGGACAGGGCUGCAGGCCAGGAGGUCUGAACAGUGCUCAGCGACCUUGAGGCAGGUGGUACCCAUGGGAAUGGACAGACCUUGAUGCUCUGCUGCCUAAUGCUUCUGCCCAGCAGGUGACCCUAGAGUCUGGAGGCCCCAGAGUGUUGCUGCCCUCACAUCUGUGUACAGGGCCUGUAUCCAGCUGCUCCCCUCUAGAGAUUCAGGGUGACCUUGGUGUCUGGUUCCAUAGGAGGGCUGGCUCUGUGUGUUUGCACAGUGAGUGGUCCUGGCUUCGUGAUAGAAUGUGAUUCGUGUUAUGUGCCAGAGUGGCUGGUGACUGCUUGCCCCAAGACAGUAAAUGUAGUGGGUGUGACUGGCAGGCAUUAGCCCUGUCAGCUACGGAGAAGUGGAGUGAGAGAUGCUAGUCAGCAGACUCUGUGGCCCCAAGCCAUUGGCCCCAGGCUGUCGGGUCACUGGGCUGCCAGCUGGUGAGGCUGGCACUGCUCUCCAAAACUGUGCUGUGCCUGCUUGGGGGUGCAAGGAGCUGCUGACAUAACUACAUGGGAUGAGUCACCCUCCCUCCCAGCUGGCGAGUUGAGUUCAGAGUCCAGGUCCUGAAAGGAACUCAGAGUUCAUUUUUCCUUUGCACAGUACAUUAUUUGAUGAAGUCAUUUCUCUUGUAAUUGGGUAGACUGUCCCAGCUGUAGGUAGGAAGAACAAAAUUUGUUACCUCUUUCUUUCAAGUGCCCUGAAGAGUCUCUUGAUGGUGACAUUCUUAAAUCUAAGAUGGUCAUUGGUGGCGACCAGUUGGUGGUGAUUCCUAUGGAACGAAGCAGUGGUGAUGGGUUUUGGGCCCAGGUAGAAGUGGCACGUCUCAUGUCGCCAUCUGGGCAGGCUAGGGGGUUCUUGGGUGUUCAGUGGAUGUGUGUGGGUAUCAGCACGCUGCUCUGGUGCUUACUGGACCUUACCCUGCCUUUCAUCAGGUAAUCUCAAAGAGCUAUAUGAGAAACUCUUAACUCAUCUCUACAACUCUCAUGAAGCAGACACUAGAGCUCACCACUGAUCUCUGUUGACAAGAGAAACUGAGUCACUAAUGACUAGCCAGGUUGCUUUGCCCAGCACAGUGUCCCAGGGCUCUGUCUGGGCUGCUGGAGCUGGUGUGAAUUCCUUUGCAUAUAGCCACACUGUUGGGAAGGAUUCCAGUGUCUUACACUCUGAAGGGACCUGUGAGGUACGGACAUUGCUGCAGGAGAAGAAGUUGCCAUCAAGCUUGAAUGUGUCAAAACCAAACACCCUCAGCUCCACAUUGAGAGCAAAAUAUACAAGAUGAUGCAGGGAGGAGUGGGCAUCCCCACCAUCAGAUGGUGCGGGGCAGAGGGGGACUACAACGUCAUGGUGAUGGAGCUACUGGGGCCAAGCCUGGAGGACCUCUUCAAUUUCUGCUCGAGAAAAUUCAGCCUCAAAACUGUCCUGCUGCUUGCCGACCAAAUGAUUAGUCGCAUUGAAUACAUUCAUUCUAAGAACUUCAUCCACCGGGAUGUGAAGCCAGACAACUUCCUCAUGGGCUUGGGGAAGAAGGGCAACCUGGUGUACAUCAUCGACUUCGGGCUGGCCAAGAAGUACCGGGACGCGCGCACCCACCAGCACAUCCCCUAUCGAGAGAACAAGAACCUCACGGGGACGGCGCGGUACGCCUCCAUCAACACGCAUCUUGGAAUUGAACAAUCUCGAAGAGAUGACUUGGAGUCUCUGGGCUACGUGUUAAUGUACUUCAACCUGGGCUCUCUCCCCUGGCAGGGGCUGAAGGCCGCCACCAAGAGACAGAAAUAUGAAAGGAUUAGCGAGAAGAAAAUGUCCACCCCCAUCGAAGUGUUGUGUAAAGGCUACCCUUCUGAAUUUGCCACAUACCUGAAUUUCUGCCGUUCCUUGCGUUUUGACGACAAGCCUGACUACUCGUACUUGAGGCAGCUUUUCCGGAAUCUGUUCCAUCGCCAGGGCUUCUCCUACGACUAUGUGUUCGACUGGAACAUGCUGAAAUUUGGUGCCAGCCGGGCUGCCGACGACGCUGAGCGGGAGCGCAGGGACCGAGAGGAGCGGCUGAGACACUCGCGGAACCCGGCCACCCGCGGCCUCCCUUCCACAGCCUCUGGCCGCCUUCGGGGGACGCAGGAAGUGGCUCCCCCCACACCCCUCACCCCUACCUCACACACAGCUAACACCUCCCCCCGGCCCGUCUCUGGCAUGGAGAGAGAGCGGAAAGUGAGUAUGCGGCUGCACCGCGGGGCGCCCGUCAACAUCUCCUCUUCCGACCUCACGGGCCGACAAGAUACCUCUCGCAUGUCCACCUCACAGAGGAGCAGGGAUGUGGCAUCUCUCCGGCUGCAUGCAGCCCGCCAGGGCACCCGCUGCCAUCCCCAGCGCCCACGACGCACCUACUGAGGGCCCUGGCGGCCUCUGACCGGGCUCCCAGCCACGCAGGCCACUGCUGGCCACAAGGGCAGGUCCUUGAGCACAACUGUGGCCGCAGGCCGUUUGGGACCAGCAGGCGGGGCCCCUGUUGUGGAGGCUUGGCUUCACUGCAGAUCCACUCUGGAAUGACACGGUUCCAGCCCUGCCACCUCCCCCCGGAAAACACUGAUCAGGCGACGAUCUGCUAAGCUGGCAGCCAGAGCCCAGCGUGGCCCUGCCUGAGCCAGUCCUGUUUGUAAAAUAAAUAGCAAGCAUUG
Molecule: messenger RNA, 6568 nt
Organism: Callithrix jacchus (white-tufted-ear marmoset)
Lineage: Eukaryota; Metazoa; Chordata; Mammalia; Primates; Cebidae
Source: RefSeq, a predicted model, not a curated record